Messenger RNA from Mixia osmundae IAM 14324, 2385 nucleotides. RefSeq lists its product as uncharacterized. The annotation marks the transcript as partial. Lineage: Eukaryota; Fungi; Basidiomycota; Mixiomycetes; Mixiales; Mixiaceae. Gene Ontology annotation, molecular function: fatty acid binding; FAD binding; acyl-CoA oxidase activity. The transcript is spliced from 4 exons. The record is from RefSeq and is a predicted model, not a curated record. Gene Ontology annotation, biological process: lipid homeostasis; fatty acid beta-oxidation using acyl-CoA oxidase. Gene Ontology annotation, cellular component: peroxisome.
CGCACUGACCUUGCAUCGGUUGCCUCGUCAUCACAACAACCGGUCACUUUUGAAGGAGGAGGAUCGAUAGAAUCCCUUGCUUCACUCGAUCGGCGCGCAAGUGACCAGCGACCCGCAUUAGACGACAGGCAGGAACAGAUCACGCGCAUAGGAGGACACAGCAAGAUGGCUUCAUCCGAGAAUGCUACAAAGCAGCAGCCAAUGGAGGACAAGGGACCGGGUGCGCCUGCCAACAAGACACCGCCGACGCCCUCAGAGACGAUCGCGAUGGAACGAGAAUUCUGUCCAUUCGAUCUGAGGCGGAUGACCUACGCCUUACAUGGCGGUCAAAAGGCUACUGAGCUCAAGGAAAAGUUCAUGAUCGAACUUGAGCGCGAUCCUGCUUUCAAGUUGGAUGACAUUCACGAUCUCACAAAGGAUCAAUUGCGAGAGCGGACGAUGGCCAAGUUUGCCAACAUGGUACACUAUGUCACCACGGAGACCAUCGACGUAUUCACUCAGCGUAUGGAACUCAUCGGUAUCGCCGAUCCGGGCUUCUGGACUCGCUUCGGCGUGCAUUAUGGUCUCUUCCUCGGUGCCAUACGCUCGGGCGCUACAGCGAAUCAGUUCUCAUAUUGGAUGGAAAAGGGCUUGCUAGGUCUCAAUGGCCUCAUUGGCUGUUUCGCCAUGACCGAGCUCGCCCAUGGUUCCAACGUCGCCGGCCUCGAAACGACAGCGACCUUGGACACCCGUACAGACGAAUGGGUCAUUCACACGCCCUCCCUAUCUGCUACGAAGUGGUGGAUCGGCGGUGCAGCUUCCACAGCAACGCACUCCAGCGUGUUUGCUCAGAUGGUCAUCGACGGCAAGCGCUAUGGCACAAAGACUUUCAUCGUGCCGCUGCGUGAUCCGAAGACAUUUGCUCUGCUGCCUGGUAUUCUUAUCGGCGACAUUGGUAAGAAGAUGGGCCGUGAUGGCAUCGACAAUGGUUACAUUCAGUUCACAAACGUUCGCAUCCCGAGGGCUUACAUGCUCAUGAAGCACACCCAAGUCACACGAGAGGGCCACGUACAAGAGCCACCUCUUGCGCAGCUCACCUAUGGUGCACUGCUUCAAGGCCGGACAGCCAUGGUCGCCGACGCUGCGAGUGUGUCCAAGAAGGCGCUCACGAUUGGCAUACGAUAUGCUGCAGUCCGUCGUCAGUUCAAGACUGGCGACUCUGAAUUCGAGACGCAAGUGCUAUCUUAUCCCAUUCAUCAGCGCCGUUUGAUCCCCCUGGUCGCUCAAGCGAUCGCAAUGGGCUUUACUUCCCUCCGCAUGACUGCUCUCUUCGAAGAGAUGACGCAGACGCUCGAAUCGCUCGAUCCUAAUUCUGAUGAGGCGCACAUGCAAGAUGUGCUCGAGAAGCUCAAGGAGACCCAUGCUACCUCUGCCGGUCUCAAGGCAUUCUGCACGUGGAACGGUCUGGAGACGAUCGACAAGUGCAGACAGUCUUGCGGCGGCCAUGGCUAUUCUGCUUACAAUGGUCUCGCGGGGAUGUAUGCCGAUCAAGCUGUCCAAUGUACAUGGGAAGGCGAUAACACCAUUCUCAGUCUGCAAGCCGGUCGUUCGCUCAUUGCGAGCUACAUCGAGGCCCGACAGGGCGAUAAGAAGAUGGCAUCCGGUGUCGCUUACCUCAACAACCUCGAGCACGUCCUCACCGACAAGUGCCCGUCUGACAAAGACGUAGUCAGUCUCGAUACGCUCGACAAGGCUUGGGCGACCAUUGCUGCAAACACAGUGAAGCGCGCUGCAGAGGCUUACGAAGGCUGGACAAAGAAGGGCAAAGGCAGGGAUCUCGCCUUUGAGCUCUGUUCUCAGGAGCGCUUCGUCGCUGCAAAAGUACACACCACUGGCUACAUCUUCCGUCAGUUCGUAGAUGCUCUGCGCGAGCUCAAAAAGGUAGAAGACCCCAAGUCUGGCGUCGUCGAGCACCUUGAAAAAGUUGCCUUGUUAUAUGGUCUUUUCCAGGCAGAAGAGCAGGGCAUCUUCUUCCUCAAAUACAAGUUCUACACGCCUGAGCAAAUGGACAUCAUUUCCAACAAAAUCAGCGGAUUGUGCAACGAACUCCGCAAGUCAAUCGUCUCGCUCGUCGACGCAUUCAACUUCAGCGACUUCAUCGUCAACAGUCCAUUCGGGCGCUACGACGGGGAUGUCUACACAAGCUACUUCCGUCAAGUACGCGCGGCGAAUCCACCGCAGCCAGUGCACCCGUACUUUGAGCGACUCAUCAAGCCGCUGCUCGAGCGCAAGGAAGCCGACUAUGAAGACUUUGACGAGAUCGGUCUGGAUGAGGAGAUUGACGAGAUCAGAGAGGAGCGCGAAGAGGCAGAAGCUGGCGCUGCUGCAGAAGAGGAUGAUGACUAG